AUGGCGAACAUCACGGACGCCACGUGCGACUUUGGACUCGCGCAGACGGAGGACGGAUGCAUCCGAACGCUGGCAUCCUACGACCCGAGCUCGUACCACACGACCCAGGCCGUCUACUUGGCGCUGGGCGGCAUCAGCGUCGCAGCUAGCGUCAUCCUUUACGUUCGCUCCGUGAAGCACGAGGGUGCUCUGCUCCAGCAGUACAGCUUCCUGUUCUGCUGCUACGGCGCCGUGACCAUGGUGAUUCGAGGCGCGGACCCCCUCAGCUAUGGAUAUGUCAUCCCGCGACCGAUUAGCGCCUUCCUCGCCGAUACCUGCACCGCCGCGCUGUACUCCGUGUAG
Phytophthora sojae is the source of this 342-nucleotide messenger RNA. RefSeq lists its product as hypothetical. The record is from RefSeq and is a predicted model, not a curated record. The transcript has a single exon. Lineage: Eukaryota; Oomycota; Peronosporomycetes; Peronosporales; Peronosporaceae. Bases 1 to 342 code for a protein of 113 amino acids.